AUGGUGUGCCUCAGCACCCUGGGCACGGUGAACGCCGGACCAGGUUGGGACCCCGCCCAGUCGCUCUCUAGCACGCUCCUCUCCAUACAGGAGCUGUUGGGUCAGCGCCCGCUUUACGAGUUCGUACGGGAAGCGAGGGUAGGCGACGCCGCGAACUACGACAUCUUCAUCCAGCACGAGACGAUCCGGGUGGCCGUGUGCGACCAAGUCGACGCGGCUCUCAGGGAGGAUGCCCAGUGCCCGCCGACCUUUCGGAAGGUCAUACUCGCGUCGUUCCUCGAGUUAUACGGAAAGUACGAGAGCGCUGUCAAGGCGCGGCUUCAUCAGACGGGCCGGCAAUUAUGGGACCCGCUCGGUUACAAGUACACGAGCGCGCAGUACGAAACGCUGCUGAUGCGACUGCGGAGCCUCAAGGACAAGGUGAAGGAGAAGCAGGAGGCCGAAACUGCUGCGGCUGCCUGUGUUGCAUCAGCAGCGGUCGUUUACCAGUAG
Molecule: messenger RNA, 492 nt
Organism: Dermacentor silvarum
Lineage: Eukaryota; Metazoa; Arthropoda; Arachnida; Ixodida; Ixodidae
Product: ubiquitin-conjugating enzyme E2 Z
Exons: 1
Coding region: 1-492 (163 amino acids)
Source: RefSeq, a predicted model, not a curated record